This is a messenger RNA of Acipenser ruthenus (sterlet), 965 nucleotides long. RefSeq names its product succinate dehydrogenase complex assembly factor 2 (gene sdhaf2). Bases 93 to 584 code for a protein of 163 amino acids. Gene Ontology annotation, biological process: mitochondrial electron transport, succinate to ubiquinone; protein-FAD linkage; tricarboxylic acid cycle. Lineage: Eukaryota; Metazoa; Chordata; Actinopteri; Acipenseriformes; Acipenseridae. Gene Ontology annotation, cellular component: mitochondrion. The record is from RefSeq and is a predicted model, not a curated record. The transcript has 4 exons.
UUCCGGGGAACGCGUAAGUCCUCCUCCUAGGAACCUUCGAGCAGGGAACGGAUUUGGAGAGAACACGCUGUGAAGAAGUGACUGGCAAGGCGAUGAUGUUAUCCGGGGUGACACUAGGAAAGGUAGCCUCUCAGCUCUUUCGGGCGUCAUGGCGACCGUUGCUGGGCGUGUCCUCAGCGCGUGCUUACCGUGGCGAAUCCCCCAAUGAUUCCGAGAAGGACCUGAUUGAGAUUCAGAUCCCGCCCUGGGAGGCGCGGAUCAACGAAGCAAUCGAGACGAAGCGAGCCAGGCUGCUGUAUGAGAGCCGGAAGAGAGGCAUGCUGGAGAACUGCAUCAUACUGAGCCUCUUUGCGAAGCAGUACCUGCACACCCUGAGCGAGGCACAGCUGCACACCUACGACCGGCUCAUCAACGAGCCCAGCAACGACUGGGACAUCUACUACUGGGCAACUGAGACGAAGCCCACUCCAAAGGAGUACUGCAGUGAUGUGAUGGAGCUGCUGAAGGAAUACACCAAGAACCGCAACAUGGAGCAGAGACUGAGACAGCCUGACCUGGAGUACCUGUUUGAGAGCAAGGACUGAGCAGUGCUGUCCUACACACACACACUGACACACACACACACACACUGAGACACUGACACACACAAACACACUGACACAAACACUGAGCCACUGACACACACACACUGACACUGAGACACGGACACACACAAACACUGACACUGAGACACACACACUGAGACACACACACACACACACACACACACACUGACACACACACUGAGACACACACUGACACACACACACACACACUGAGACACACCUCUCCCCUGUUUGUCGUGCUCGGGUUCGAGCUGUGCUUUGUGAGUGGUUCCGUUGCCUUCCUGCUGGAGGAUGUAUUUAUUAGGUAAUCAAAUAAAGACCCUUUUAUCUGCCUGGGUAAUGCCAGCCAGUCACACUGGA